GCAAGCCCCGCCCCUCCGCCAGAAACCGGGACCGGGCCUGGUAACUAGGAACGGGGUCUCCCCUCCUCCCUCUCCCCUUCCCUCUCCCUGGCCCCCCUUCACAGCUGGCCCCAGCUGGCCCAGGAGAGCCUACAUUAAAGAGGAGGGGGCAGUGCUCACAAGUCUGGGCAGGUGUCCACAAAAUAUGAGUGGCCACCCCUCUUUGCUGCUGUUUUACCUGGCAUUGAUCACCUGCCUGGGCAGCUCCCCCACUGGGGAGCAAGACCAAGAAGUCUUCCUGGGCUCCCCAGGGGCCCAAAGCUUCCUGAGCAGCCACCGGCGGAUCCCGCGUGCCAAUCACUGGGACCUGGAGCUGCUGACGCCCGGGAACCUUGAACGGGAGUGCCGGGAGGAGAGGUGUUCCUGGGAGGAGGCGCGGGAGGUCUUCGAGGACAACACCCUGACGGAGCGCUUUUGGGAGAACUACAGCUACAAUGGCAAAGGAGGGCGUGGGCGCGUGGACGUGGCAGGCCUGGCAGUGGGGCUGACGGCCGGCAUCCUGCUCAUCGUCCUGGCUGGCCUGGGAGCCUUUUGGUAUCUGCACUGGCGCCGCCGCCGCCAUCGGGAGCCGCCCUGCCCCCAGGAGGCCGGGCUCAUCAGCCCCCAGAGCCCCCUGACCUCUCUGGGCUCGCCGACGUCCCCGCUCCCACCCCCACCCCCAGGCCUUCCCACCUACGAGCAGGCGCUGGAGGCCUCCGGGGUGCACGACGCACCUCCGCCCCCCUACACCAGCCUCAGGAGGCCUCGUUGAAGAGCAGCUUCGGAGCCCGGGCCUCUUCACACCCUGCCCCCGAUUCACACCGCAUUCCGGAAACCCCCAGGCCUCUUAGACUCCGGAGUUGAGCUUGGGGAGGGGUGGGUAGGAGUAGGGGUCGUCCGGUCCAAGGCCUACCCUGCCACACGUGUUUCCGCCGUGUACGGAUCCGCGCACGUCCCCGGCCAGGGCGUUCAUGCGUCCCGGCCCCUCGCGGGUCCCCACGCUCUCCUGACCCUGGGGACCCGCCGACCCCGACCCCGGGGUAGACGCGCGCCCGUGAGAACUGGGACCCAGGUGCACCGGCCGAGUCUGCGGCCAGCGCGGGUGAGCAGAUGUGACCUAGCUUCCGCUCUCCAGUGCCACGGGCCACGCAGAGCCCCGUCUCUGCACACGCGUGUCUUCGUGCGCUCCCCGCGCGCGCACAGGGGCGCUUCGCAACCCAGGGAAAGGGUGGGGGGCAUAUUCAUACUUGGUGGGGGUAGGCUCGCAUUGCAUCCAGGGUUAUGGACUUGAGCUGGUCCCCUAAAUAGAAAAUCCUUUGUGAAGGAGACCAAAGAAAGCUGAAACAAUGCAAACUAAAUAAAAAAUAAAAAUCGAAAGAACUGAA
This is a messenger RNA of Choloepus didactylus (southern two-toed sloth), 1403 nucleotides long. It is a transcript of the gene PRRG2, whose product is annotated as proline rich and Gla domain 2. The coding region runs from base 185 to 790 and encodes 201 amino acids. Lineage: Eukaryota; Metazoa; Chordata; Mammalia; Pilosa; Megalonychidae. Gene Ontology annotation, molecular function: calcium ion binding. Gene Ontology annotation, cellular component: extracellular region. The transcript has 7 exons. The record is from RefSeq and is a predicted model, not a curated record.